Messenger RNA from Eublepharis macularius, 3540 nucleotides. RefSeq names its product beta-1,4-N-acetyl-galactosaminyltransferase 4 (gene B4GALNT4). Lineage: Eukaryota; Metazoa; Chordata; Lepidosauria; Squamata; Eublepharidae. Gene Ontology annotation, cellular component: Golgi cisterna membrane. The coding region runs from base 1 to 3540 and encodes 1179 amino acids. Gene Ontology annotation, molecular function: acetylgalactosaminyltransferase activity. The record is from RefSeq and is a predicted model, not a curated record. The transcript is spliced from 20 exons.
AUGCUGUGGUUCCCGGUGAAGAAGAUCCGGAAGCAGUUCAAGCUGCUGCUGCUGCUGGUGCUGCUCACCUUCGCCGUGUGGUUCACCUACCUGCAUAUCAGCCAGGUGCGCCAAGGCAGGGCGCUGCGCCUGCACUUCGCCUACGGCAGGGAUGGUGAGCGACUGGCUGAGGUGACAGAUCCUGGCAGACGAUCGGCCCAUGAGGCAUCUCUUCACAGGAAGGCUGAGGAUUCUAGCGAGAGCCGGGAGGAUGAGCAGAUGGUUGAAGAGCUUGGGAUUGAUGGGUGGUUUUCAAAAAGACAUGGACUUGACAGAGCUGGAAAACCUCCAAAGCCAAACAUAACCAGGCAUGUUCUGCCAUGGAAUGAACAGUACAAAGGGAAAGCAAACCUGCAUGUAUUUGAAGACUGGUGUGGAGGAGCUGUGGGUCAUCUAAGGAAGAACCUGCAUUUCCCCCUGUAUCCGCAUACACGCACAACAGUAAAGAAGUUGGCUGUGUCGCCCAAGUGGAAGAAUUAUGGGUUACGUAUAUUUGGGUACAUUCAUCCUUUCAAAGAUGGAGACUUCCAGUUUUCUGUAGCUUCAGAUGAUAACUCUGAAUUCUGGCUCAGCUCUGAUGACAGUCCAGCCAAUGCACGUCUGGUGGCAUUUGUGGGCAAGCUGGGUUCUGAGUGGACUGCCCCAGGAGAGUUCACAAAAUUCAGCUCACAAGUUUCCAAGCCUAUCCGCCUCCUCUCAUCCAGGCACUACUACUUUGAGCUCCUUCAUAAGCAGGAUGACCAUGGAUCAGACCAUGUGGAAGUUGGUUGGCGAGUUUUCCUUCCCAGUUUCAAGUUUGAAGUGGUUGAUUCCCCCUACAUCUCAUUGUAUACAGAUGAAUCCAGUCUGAAAAUGAACGAGGUGGAGCACGUGCCUCAGUCUCUUGCCAGUCAUGCUGGCAGCUACCUCUGGGGUGCACACAGAGAUGAGCAUGGAGCAGAUAUGCUGAAGCCUGACCCUCGAGAUACUUUCUUCCUCACUCCCCAGAUUGAGCCAUCCCAUGUGGAGAACGUGCUGGUGCCCUGUGCUUACAGCCCCACCUAUGUGGUGAAGGACUUCCCAAUUGCCCGCUACCAGGGCCUGCAAUUUGUCUACCUCUCAUUUGUCUACCCUAAUGAUUUCACCCGGCUAACGCACAUGGAGACAGAGAACAAAUGCUUCUACAGAGAGUCUCCUCUUUAUCUGGAAAAAUUUGGCUUUUACAAGUACAUGAAGAUGGAUGAAGAGGAAGAGGAUCUUCACCAGAGAGCCUUUCUCUUCCUGAACCCAGAAAAUUUUCUUGAAGAGGAGGAGGAAGGAGCUGACAGUCCUGAGCCCACUGAUCCACUUCCUGAUACCAAGGACAGGAGUCCCAGUAUGCUGGAUCCUCAUAUAUUGCCUGGGACCGAGAGAAAGGAGAGAACCCUGACCACAAAAGAAUAUGGGGAUGACAGGGACUACGAUGCUUUCCAUCAGAAGCAAAAGAGGUUUAAUGAAGAGGGAGUCCUGGCUGCACAGCCAGUCACUACAGGCACAAACAGUGGACCGAGCCUGAGUCCUGUGAUUUCAUCCAAAGGCUUCCAAGCCUAUGAGAAUGUAGUAGCUUUAGGAGAACAAGAUGUUAUCCAUAGUCGGUCUCUCAGCUGGGCAGAAAAUGAGGAGGAUGAGCAGAAGGGACAGAAGGAGGGCGAGCUGGGACUGCUGCCACCAUCAAAGCGGGGCAGCUCCCUCAGCCUCCAUCCUCACCUCUCGAUGUCCUUCUUUGCUGGUAAGACUAAACAGCAGAGCCCUAAGGAGGAAAAACAGCCCAUGAAGGAGAGCAAGAAACCCCCUGAGAAAGUGUACGUGACCCGGCUGAAGCCAAGCAAGAAGAAGGCCCCAUCUCAAAAGGAUACUUUCCCUGGAGUUUUCCUCUAUCCCAAGCCUCCAAGGAAGAUGCAGUUGAACUCCAAGACCUCUCAACGUCGGUCUGCUCCCUCCAACAGAUUCCACAAUAUCCCUGGUCAUAGGACACCUUGGCUCACUGGCAACAUUUCCAGGGAAACAGACCCUUCCAAAAAGAAAAGCCAACGAGGCAAUAGGAAAUGGGAGCAGCUGUAUGAUCAAGAGACCUCCAAGGCCAAGAUUAAGCACAACAUGCAGCCUGGUGUGUUGACCUUGCCUGCAGAACGACUGUUUAGCAAAGAAAACUUUGAGGUUUCCACCCCAGCAAGGGCGACCUUGGAUUACAAUUCCUCAGAGGCAGUGCUCUCUGAAGGGCUGAGAGUGACGUCAUUCCUCAGGAUGUCAGAGAUGACAGAAUCUCAGCAGGAUGAGGCUGAGGGCCCAGAGAAGGCCCAAGAGGAGGAGGUAGAGGAGGAACUGUCUGAUUAUAGCUAUGAGAACUCUGAGCUGCAGCAGAGCUGGCUAGAGGACUCUAUCAAUUGGCAAAGGACGUUCAGUGUCAGCCCUGUGGACUUUGAACUGUUGCGCUCAGAUUGGAAUGACCUGCGGUGCAACGUCUCAGGAAACCUGCAGCUGAGCGAAAGCGAGGUGGUAGACGUGGUGGCCCAGUAUAUGGAGAAACUCAAUGAGAAGAAUGGCGGCAUCUACACUCUCUUGCGGAUCAUCAAUGUGGAGAAGCGGCGAGACACAGCCCGGGGCAACCGCUAUCUAGUGGAGCUGGAGCUCAUGGAGAGGGGGCAAAGGACUGUACGGCUCUCAGAGUACAUCUAUGUUCUGCUGCACCAGGGCAAGUCAGAAGACAGCACUGAAGUCAACCCUGAGGGGCCUGCAACUGUGUCCACUGAGUCUCAGCCACCACCGAGUGCCUGGAGUCUGCUGUAUGGAAAGCCCAUCCUGUGCCGGCCUCUGCGGCUUAACUGGAGGCAUGAUGUUAUGGUACAUUUUGUGGUGCCAGUGAAGAACCAGGCACGCUGGGUACAGCAGUUUAUCUCUGACAUGGCCAACCUAUACUUGAACACCAAGGAUGCCAACUUCAACAUUAUCUUGGUGGACUUCGAUAGUGAUGACAUGGAUGUGGAGAAGGCACUUCAAGAGGCUCACCUGCCCAGGUAUCAAUACUUGAAGCGCACAGGGAACUUUGAGCGCUCUGCUGGACUGCAGGCUGGAGUAGACUCUAUAGAGGAUGGUAGCAGUAUUGUUUUCCUGUGUGAUCUGCACAUCCACUUCCCCCUCAACAUUUUAGACAGCAUCCGAAAGCAUUGUGUGGAGGGGAAACUGGCCUACGCACCCAUCGUCAUGAGGCUGGGCUGUGGGAGCUCUCCGCGAGAACCCAACGGCUAUUGGGAAGUGAAUGGCUUUGGCCUCUUUGGGAUCUAUAAGUCUGACUUUGAUCGUAUUGGAGGGAUGAACACAGAAGAGUUCCGGGACCGCUGGGGUGGAGAGGACUGGGAGUUGCUGGACAGAGUACUGCAGAGUGGGCUAGAGGUGGAACGUUUGCGACUCAGGAACUUUUACCAUUACUACCAUUCCAAACGUGGCAUGUGGAAUUCACGCAACAAGAAGACACCCAAAGACUAA